AUGAUCAUUGAAACAAAGAUUUAUUCAUUUGAUGCUGAAGUGACUCUAACACAAAUAUUUCGUAAUGAAAAAAACAUAUCAGUCGAAACAUUUUAUUGCUUUCCUACUAAAAUAACAUCAGGUAUUAUCGACUCAUUUUUGGCUCGUAUUGAUGAUCGAAAUAUAGUUCAUAUAAAGGAUGUUGUAACCAAUGACAACGAUGGAUUGCAUCUUGAUGAUAGUUUUUGUUCAUUUGAACACUACGAAAAAUUAAAAGAAAAUUUUAUUUUCACAAUUGGCAGUUUAUCUUCAUCACAAGAAUGUACAAUUUACAUCACUUAUCACAAUAAACUUAAGUGUUUAUCAAGUUCAAACAUCCAACUCAUCAUUCCAAUGAUUAUAGCACCUUAA
Rotaria sp. Silwood2 is the source of this 390-nucleotide messenger RNA. The record is from the annotation of a GenBank genome assembly. Lineage: Eukaryota; Metazoa; Rotifera; Eurotatoria; Philodinida; Philodinidae.